CUUGAAAACUUCAGGAGGAAUAUCCUGAAAUGCUUGAAUGGCUAGAGAAAAAAAAAUAGUGCCGUGAUGUCAUCGUAAACAGUCGGCCGCUAGAUAAUCAAUGCACUGUGCAUGUAAUGUUUCAUGUUUGUAUUUUAAUAUCUGUCCAGAAGAAGGAAGUCCAUCGGAGAAUAUCACAGUUAGGUUCGUCAAACUGAUACCUGAGAGAAAAUUUUCAAGACUGAAGUCAUGCAGAGUCAAAGACGAGGUUGGAACCGGCCACUGGAGUCCUGGGAUGGAAUCAGAAAUGGGCUCGUCGAGGUCAUCAAUACAGACAAAGACAUAGAACGAGAAUUCUUUAAUUUAUCCCAUACUAAACUCGGACAGGAAGUCAAGAAUGGAGAACAAUUUUUCCAGACCCUUGAAAAUUAUUUUGAGGAACAUUUUCAUGUUGUCGAAUUCCUCAUCAAUCUGACUGAAGAAGUUAGUCUUCAUGUUGAUGAUGGUUCAACUAAAGUCGCUGAUGAUCUUCGCCAAUACGUGAAUAAGUUAACAGAAUAUGACAGUGAAUUGAAUGAAAAGGGACUAGGAACAAAAUGUUUUGUUGGAAGAGAGGAAGAACUUGCGUGUAUCAUUCAAAAUUUGAAGACUGGAAAAGAUAGAAAGGGACUUCUGAUAUGCGGAAUGGGUGGGAUGGGAAAAACAAGUUUGGCGGUAGAAGUAUGCCGUUGUCUCUACAUGGAAGACAAAUGGAAUGUGUUUAAAGUAGACUUAAGAGAAGAAACAACUCUUCGCGAUUUGCUGCGCAACACAUUGACCAAGUUUGGUGAAAGGUUGCCAUUCCCAUCUACGGAUCACAUGGCAGGCGACAAAAAAGGGGAUAACGAUUUGAAACAUUUACAAGAUUUACUUAUAAAGAGAUGUAACGAUGAGAAAUCGGAUACCAUCUUGUUUUUGGACAAUAUUGAUGGCAUUUUAGAAAAGGACAGAGAAAGAUUUUUGCUUUUUGCUCAGCAACUGCUACAGAGGUUAAAUACCAAUUCAGAUGAGGAUGGCCAAUUUUCGUCGAAAAUGCGGAUUAUUUUCACAGCAAGACAAAAACUAAUAACGAGCAAGGCUGUUGGUUUGCGCAGGGGAUUGAUUCAAGAAGUUGAAAUCAAAGGUUUGAAUAACGAAGAAGCUGCUGAAUUAUUUACAAUAUACCUUGAAGGAGAGACCGAUAGCGAUACGGUUGCAAAAAUUGUUGCGUUCUGUGGAAACUGCCCAUUGGCCAUUUUAUCGCUGUGUAACAGCAUUCGAAAUUCUGAUUUGACACCAGAAAAAUUAUUAUUCAGACUCCAAAUGACCCAAAAUGAUGCAGGAGAAUUUGGGAGUUUUGGAAUUGAGUCUUGCUUGAAACAAUCUUUCCGUCUUUUGAAUGAAAAACUUCAAAGAUUUUUACUCGAGUUGUCAGUUUUUCGUACAGCCCAGUUUGACAUCCAUGCAGCAGUUGCAAUUGCUGGUAGAAGCCACAGUAGUGACAAGGCAACAACAGCUCUUGAUUUAGUGCAUCUCAAGAGCCGGCAUUUUGUGGAAGUUACAGUCGAAGGCCUAAGAAGGUCUAAGGCCUACUCUUUACAUCCGUUAGUUGUUCAAUUCCUGAUAAAGAAAACUGAAAGUAUGGCUACAGGCGAUGAUCUCAUCAAGACGGCAAGAAGUAGAUUUGUCGAACAUUUUGAUGGAGUGGUUCAGGCCAUAUCUUUGGAUCUUCAUAAGCACCCAAUGGAAUCCCAAAGAAAGCUCUUUCAAAACAAAACUCACAUUCAAAGUUUCUUCACCUAUUUGAUUACAUCUGAAGGAAAACUGAGGCAGACAUGCGUCGAUUCACCAAGUGUGAUGGGUGAAUUUCGAAGAGACGAAUUAUGCUCUGUCAUUUUGAGUGAUCACGAACGCAAGGAGUAUUAUGAUCAAUAUAUAGAGUAUGCCAAGGAAAAUGGGUUAAUUUUGGAUGAGAUAUAUUACAAAACAGCAAAAGCAAGAUUAUUCUUUGAAAUUGAUAGAUCUGAUGAAUGUGAGAAGCUUUUAAAUGAGAUAGAGGACCUCCUGACCAGAAAUAAGACUCUGGAUGAAGAGACCCAUUCCCCUGCAUUAGGACUGUUUUACUGGAUGAAGGGCAGAUUCCAGAACGCUAGAUCUCAGUACAAGAAUGCUUUAGCGAUGUUUGAAAAGUCUUUAUCAUUCUAUCAAAAUGAACCAGAACUAUUUAAAACGGACAUUGCAAACAUAUACAAUUCUAUAGGAGUCCUUUACUACAAUCAGAAGGAAUUUGAAAAGUCUGAAUCCUACCACAGAAAAGCGCUAGAGAUGGCAUUGGGGCAGGAGGGAGUUGAUGCUGAGGGGAUCAAUAUUCAAGUUUAUUAUACUAACAUUGCAACUGCUCUUGUAGCGCAAUGGCAAAAGCUAUCAAAAUCAAGCAGUCUUGAGGAAUCAAACCGCCAACUCUUACACCAAGCUGAGGAGUAUUAUACUCUUGCGAUCUACUACGACCCUAAAGCAUCAGAAAGUCGUGCGAAGAAACUGACCAAUCGUGGGAAAUUGUACCUCAGAAUGGAGAGGUACGAUGACGCCGAACAAGACUUUCUAGAAAGUCUACAAAUCAGGAAGGAUAUCCUUGUCCCUCCUAAUAUAAACCUUACACAUGCGUACCACAACGUCGGUAUGUUUUAUUUCCGGAAAGGAAUGAAUCCAGAAACACAGAACAAGGCGGAAUGCUUCGUACAAGCAGUGAACUUCUUUGAAGAAGUGAAGUUUCAGAUUGAGAGAGGUGGGAUGACUGCUGAAGACGCAGCGUAUAAAGACAUUGUUAAAACCCAUAAACUGGCACUAAAGGCCAUUAAUGAUGACCGCAGACUUGAACAAGCAAAACAAUUUUAUCAAGAUUUUGAAUCUGGUAAAUUUGACAAGAAAAUUCGAAAAUGGAAGAGUAUUGAUGAAACCAUGACAAAAAGUGAGCGAUUGGCAUCGACAGGAAAAAACUUUGACAAGGAUUCUGGAUCGAACCACUCUGACUCAGAAGCUGAGACCAGUUCCGACAGUUCUUCUGAUCGGAACUCUUCUGUCGAAAUCACGGACGAAGAAGACGGCGGUGGCGUUUUGGAAGAGAAUUCCCAGCCACAGAAUGAAAAAUCAUACGAUAUGGUUUAUGAACAUGAAAACAUGGAAUUCCUAUCUUCUACACAGAAGGAUCUCAGUCAGAAUGACGAAAAGGAAAAAAUGGAGCGAGACAAGCUGGACAGUGGAAUCGGAAGUUUAACGUCGAGUUCUACUGGAUCAUCCAGCAAUACUAAUGACAUAGUUAAGAAAAGAAGAAGGCUUGUAUCCAUGCCUUCGGGUUCUCUCGAAGAUAAUGUUUUUACAAAUUUGGAAAAUCCAUCGUCAGAGUAACUUGUUUAUGUGAAAUGACAGGAUAUAUACAAAAAGAAAUAAUUUCAAAAAUACUUUAUUUUCCUAUAGAUUUUCAUUGUCCUUAGAAAUAACUUUUAUGUUGUUGAAUUCUAGUAGUGAAUAUUAUGAUAUUGAAUUCAACUUUAUUCCAAGAUUAUUUUUGUGUUUGAUAUUUGUGUAAAUCAAAAGGUUUAUUCAUUGAACGGAGCAACUGCAGCACACAUCCUUUAUUAUUAUACAAAGUUUUAUGCUUAUUCCGAAAAUGAUUCCAGACGUAUUUUGUUCAAUCUAAUUUUAUUUUACAUUUCGUUUUUAAAUACCAAUAUGUUUUUGCUUAAAUUUUUUUUGACUAACAUUUUUGUUUUGUUCGUAACACUGAUGUAAUGGAAAAACACUGAACAUCCCGCCAUGAACAAGGAAAAGGUUUUAUAAAAGAUUCGGAUUUGUAUGUUCUGUCGUUAUUUCAAUGGAGAUAAUUUAUCAGUAAACUCGAAUUAACUUCUGCUUAGAUACAUACUAAAAAUUGUGAGAGAAGAAUUCCUUUAAAUACUUCCACGUGCAAAACAAUAAAACUCAUUCACAACAAGACGAACUGGAUAAAGAAAUUGAAAGUUUAACGACGCUAUGCUGUUGACAAAGUCGACUAAAACCCCCGUCACAUUUCCAAAAAAGACCAACGGCCGUCUAUUUUUGAGCCAAAAAUGAAAUUCUUCAGGCGACAUUCAGCAGUUCUACGGCCGUUGCCUUGCCCGAUUUUGACCCUUUUUCGUCGGCCGACCAAUUUUGUAUCCGUUGGGCAAAGUUAUAAUUUCUUCUGCGUCGUUGGCUGAUUUCUUCAAUUGAAGCAGUCAUUGAAAAGUCCCUCAACCAACCCUCGCUCAACGUCCGACCAUCGGCAGACAGUUUAUUAAUUAAGUCGGUUGGUCGACAUUUAGGUACUGAGUUUUCCAAAAUGUCGGCCGACGGUGAAAAUCAAAUUGCGGCCGCGCUCGAUGAUCGGGAGACGAUUAGCCGAUAUUUAAACUUUUAAAGUCAUCGAUGUUCCUAGAAAUCAAAAUGACUGCUUCGCGUCGCCCGAUACCAGUGUCGGCUGAUGAUGUUUUUGUUUUUUUCUUCAGCCGACGAUACGAGAAAAAAUUGGUUGCCUGACCAUUGAUUUGAAUGUGAUUAAGGUAUUAGAAAAAACGGUUAAAUUCAUUUUUUUUUCUACUGGAAUAUUGGAGCCAUGAAAACUGGUAUUCAAAUAUUUAUCUCUCGCAAAAGGAUAUAGUAAGAAUAAUAGAUACUGAUGGACUCGGAGGUUAUUUGUUUGAUAUUAAUUAUAUACAUGUAUUUCUUGUUUAGUCAUAUGGUUGGGUUUUCUGCCAAUACGUCUAGUUCUUUCAACUAAAAAAAUAAGUAAAUGUUCAUUCUUUUUUUUUUGGGAGUUUUUGCAUGUAUUUUUAGAUAUCGUUAAAACCGCUGGUAUUUAUCUCAUAGAGGCUCAAAAAGUAAUUUGAUGUAAAGGGUAGUUUUUAUUCUAAGAAUAAAAAGGUUUUGUUCUGUGCAUUUUUCUUUUUCCAAGGUAUAAAUAUUUUAUUACCUAGCCAUAUUAAGUUUUUUUAACUAUUGAUAUUACUCCGAUCUCAAAUUAGAAAUCAAACCUUUCUUUUUGUGUUGUCUAGUUUACUAUAUUAUUUCUCAUAAGUAAUGGCAGCAACGAUUACAAUCAUUCCAGUUCACUGUAAUGUAUGUAUGAAAUACCUUUAAGUACAUCUACAAACAAUGUAUUUUUAUUCAUUUUUUAUUAAAAUUUACACAAAAAGCUUUUUUGCAAAUAUUUUUGUCAUUUUUGAAUAUAUCAUCGAUUUACAUUGCAAAUGUACACUAUUUGACAUUAUGUUUAUAAUAAAAUUUUGUCAACUUUUAGAAUGUAAUAAA
Molecule: messenger RNA, 5322 nt
Organism: Saccostrea echinata
Lineage: Eukaryota; Metazoa; Mollusca; Bivalvia; Ostreida; Ostreidae
Exons: 10
Coding region: 229-3402 (1057 amino acids)
Molecular function (GO): protein binding; ADP binding; ATP hydrolysis activity
Source: RefSeq, a predicted model, not a curated record